AUGGCGGAGGAGGAGAAGGGCGCGGAGGCCGAGGUCCGCCCGCUGAAGGGGAAGCAGGAGGCGGCGGCGGCGGGCCAGGGCGGCGGGGCGGGGCGGUGGCGCACGGGCGCCUUCUUCCUCUCGCUCUUCCUCUGCCUGGCCGUCGUCUUCGCCUUCUCCUUCGUCAUCCCCUGCCCGGUGCGGCCCGUGUCCCAGAGGGCCUGGAGCGCGCCCUUCGCCGGCGCCGCAGCCUACAAACACCUGGAAGUGCAGGAUGUCGACCAGGACCGAGUGCAGGACAUCCUCUUCGCCUUCAGAGCUUCCGAUGGCACUCACAACAGCAGCACAAACAGGUCCUGCUCUGCAGAAGGCUUCCCAUCUCCCUGUGCCUUCAUCGCAGCUGUUUCAGGCACCAACGGCAGCACGCUCUGGGAGGCGCCUGUGGCUGAAGACCUCCAGUUCAUGGACUGCUCCUUUGAGUAUGGCGAUUCCCAAGGCUGCCUUGUUGCUGGGAAGCCAGCCUCUCUGGCAACCAUUGACUUGAAGACAGGCAAGACCGUAUGGAGGGUGACGGCCAACCUACCCUCAAACUCCACACUGCUCAGCCCCUUGCUGCUAAUCCCGGAUGUCAACGGGGAUGGGGUGUCAGACCUCCUGGUCUUUGCUGCAGCAGGACAGGAGGUUCAGAGCAGUUUCUAUUCCGGGAAGUCAGGUGAGGAGAUUGGAUCCAGCCAAAGCCUGCAUCUGCCAGGGAGACGAGGCCACCUCAUGCAAGUCACCCAGGCGGGGGCCCACUAUGUGCUUUUCUACACAGCAAAUGCAUUGUAUGGCUACUCGGUGAAGCAGCUCUACAGCAGGGCCUCUGGGCUGGAGGACUAUAGAGGGACCAGCCUGAAGGAGGACCCCCGGUGGCAGACAGCCAUUGAUGACGACACACACAACGUGCACUUGCUCAGCUCCGGAGAAAUCCGCUCUGUGGUGAAGGUGCCGGGUAGGUCAGGGACGGACAUUUUGCUCCUGAGAGCAACCUCGCUGGAACUGCUGGAUGGACAACGCCUGGGCUCCAUGUGGGGCAAUGAUGUGAUUCCCCCCAUCCAGAGUGAGCCAGUGUUUGGAUCCUUCACUUCUGAUGAGGUUGAUAUUGUAGUUGAAAGCAGAGUUGCACCCAACAAAAAGGUUCUAGUGGUGGAGGGCAGUUCUGGAAACAUCAAGUGGGAGAUGGACUUUCUCUCGGGAGUGGGGACCCCCAGCCCAGCCACGCUGCUCACGGCCGAUCACAGGUCCUUCUUCCUCUUCUGGGGCGACUACCAGCCAGGCAGGAACAGAACGGGCUCAGAAGGGGUCCCCCAGAACCUCUACCUGUUCCACCCCUCCUUCCCCAGUGUGCUGCUGUGGAUGAACAACAGCACUGAGGCCAUUGUGGCCUUCCAGGCGGUGCUCUUUGAGCGGAGCCGCCAUGCCUGCUACGUGCUGCUGACGGGACCUGAGGCCAGCGGCAGUCCUGGCGUGGUGGUGCUGUCCAAGCAGAGGCUGAAGGAUGAUAUGGCCAACAGCCACGUGAUCUGGCUGAGCCAGGCGGCUCAGGACACAGGACAGCAUGUCCGGGACCGCUUCCUCCGGAUGAGAUACCGCAGCCCUCGGUGAGCGAGCACACACACGCCCCCACCCCACCCUUUCUGGAGCAGCUGUCCCCAGGACCUGUGGGCGGGGAGGAGGAGUCUCUUGCUCAGCUCUCCUGCCCCCUUCCCCACGUAGAGCUUGGGCGCACCUUCCGGCUCUGGGGAGGGGGGAGGGAGGCUCCUUAUGGUUGGGGACAGGUGAAGAAGCUGCAGUCCUUCCCUCGGCUGACACUGGAAGCAUCCAAGAAAGAUGUGGCCGACAGGCAGAUUUCCUGAGGGGUGAGCCUGAAGCACAGGCCCUGCCCUGUGGCUCUCUCUCUGAUGGAGGAGGAUCUGCCCACCUGCCUUGGGCAAGGCUUGUCCUUGGGCUGCCAUCUCCUGGCUUCUUUGCCGGCUGCCUUUGGCCCCAGACCUUUAACAAUGCAGACGACUCAGUGGAGCAGCUCCCCCCCACAUCUGACCUGGUUGCCAGAGGAAUUGUUUUGCUUCCUCCUCCUCCCCCACCCCUCCGAGGCCAAGGCACACCGGGCCAUUUUCAAUGGCUAAGGAACUUUUUCUUGUUUGGCCGUGAUUGAUGCUGACUUUAAUUGUGGAUGUUAAGCAGACUAAUUUCAGUUUUUCUGCUGCCUUCUUCCCCACCUGUUGUUGCUUCUGGAGCAUUCCUGAGUUUGGUCUGACAGUUCUGUGGUUUCAGUAAACCUUUUAUUGUGACCUUGA
Heteronotia binoei (common prickly gecko) is the source of this 2315-nucleotide messenger RNA. It is a transcript of the gene FAM234A, whose product is annotated as family with sequence similarity 234 member A. The transcript has 11 exons. Bases 1 to 1623 code for a protein of 540 amino acids. The record is from RefSeq and is a predicted model, not a curated record. NCBI's taxonomy places the organism in Eukaryota, Metazoa, Chordata, Lepidosauria, Squamata, Gekkonidae.